AUGACCCGUGGAGAUAGUCUUAUUGAUGAUUUAAAGCUCUUAAUUAACAAUCCUCAAUAUAGUGACUUGGAAAUUAAAUGUAAAGAUGGCACCAUUCUCUAUGGCAACUGUGCAAUUCUUGCGACCCGUUCUGAAGUAUUUGAUAGGAUGCUCUUUACUCGAACAAGCGAAACCCUUGAUAAACAUAAACAAGUAUCUUUUCCAAAAAUUGAAACACCGAUCAUGAAGAUUAUUCUCGAGUAUUUGUAUACUGGGUCGGUUUCUGAUGGAACCUUGUCAGCAGAAAAUUCAUUCGAAACUUUAAACGCAGCAGAUUUUUUUCAAUUAACGAAUCUUCAAGAACAUAUUUCAGAAUUUUACAAAAAAGAAAGUCAGAAAGAAGGAAUCGAUAACAAAUCUCCCGAAUUAUUAUCAAAAGCAGUUCAACUUAUGUCUUCGUCAGCUGAUAAUGGAAUUAUUGAUUUUCUAGUGGACUCUGUUUCUAGGCUUCCACUGGACACUAUUGAACCAGAUCGAUUAUCUUUCCAAGCAUUACAAUGUCUACUAUCCAAGUCAAAUGAAGAAAAUAAAGAAUUUGCUACUAGCGAAUAUUCAUUACUGCGGAUUGCGAUUUUAUUAGCUGCGAAGAAAGUAUCAAAAGAAGCUGUAACUACAUUAGAGAAAAGACUACCGAUAUGGGAUAAAGUCAAAGAUGAGAUUGAUUUCAAUAACAAUGACAUAUCUGACAUAAAGAAUAUCUGCGCUUCUACUGCUGAUUAUUUAAUACCUUUCCUCGAAUUUAUUGACCUUCGACGUAUCGAUGGAAAAAUCCUCACCAGUAUCAUCGAACCGUUAGAUUUAAUUCCUUCUGAGAAUCUAAUGUCAGCUUACCGGUUCUAUGCUUCCGAGAGAAAAUCCUCUUCUCCUUUUCGCGGUAUCAAUCAUUGCAAAUGGGACAAGAAUGGCUGUGGUCCAGAUUUAGAA
This is a messenger RNA of Acaulospora colombiana, 963 nucleotides long. Lineage: Eukaryota; Fungi; Glomeromycota; Glomeromycetes; Diversisporales; Acaulosporaceae. The record is from the annotation of a GenBank genome assembly.